UCAUUUCAUUUCAUUCAGGGAGAGAUGUGUAGACAAAAACUCGAGCCCCAAUAGCUCAUCUGCCAGUCACCUCUACCAAUUUACACGAAAGCCUUCACCGGCUCGUCCGGUCGACCGCCGCUUCAUGGCCCCCACCACCGCCUCAUGGCAGCAGCACCCAACUAAUUCUAUAAGAAUACUCUCACUACCGAGCUUUUCUUCUUUCGUUUCAUUUCAUUUUUUAUGCAUCUGAAACUGAAAGCUCUGGCGGCCUUUCAAAUCUCCAUCGAGGGUGUUGACUGUUGAGCACAAAACUAGCCACUGGGUUACUGUCCACUGCUAAAGUGUCAAAAUGUCAGCGCCCAAUGCGGAUUUGUCCCACAAUGGAGAUAUGAGACAUGUUGAUUCACUAUGUAGUGUGGCAGAAAUUGACGAAAUUGAUUUUUCAAAGUUACUAGACAAACCAAGCCUUCUGAAUAUGGAGAGAAAAAGAUCAUUUGAUGAGAGGUCACUCAGUGAACUAUCUGUUGCGGUGUCCCCACAUCCCUCAUCGAGAAAUGCUGAGAACACUUCCAGAUUUUUUGAACCUCCUGAGUACGUAUUUUCGCCCUGUAGUAGAAUGUCACUCAUGGGUACCCCUAGGUCCCAGAUGGGCUUUGAGCCACAUCCAAUGAUUGGUGAAGCUUGGGCUACUUUGAGGCGUUCAUUGGUGUUUUUCCGUGGUCAGCCAGUUGGGACAAUUGCUGCCUCAGAUACCACAGAAGAAAAUCUUAACUAUGACCAGGUGUUUGUUCGAGACUUCGUCCCCAGCGGAUUGGCUUUUCUCAUGAAUGGUGAACCAGAAAUAGUUAAAAAUUUUAUCUUGAAGACUCUUCGUCUUCAGUCGUGGGAGAAAAAGAUUGAUAGGUUUCAUCUAGGAGAAGGAGUAAUGCCAGCUAGUUUCAAAGUACUCCAUGAUCCUGUCCGGAAUAGUGAGACUUUAAUAGCAGAUUUUGGUGAGAGUGCGAUAGGAAGAGUUGCUCCUGUUGAUUCUGGAUUUUGGUGGAUCAUAUUGCUUCGAGCAUACACAAAAUCCACUGGAGACUCUUCAUUGGCUGAACUGCCUGAAUGCCAGAAGGGUAUGCGGCUUAUUCUAAGUUUAUGCCUAUCGGAGGGGUUUGAUACAUUUCCAACCCUUCUUUGUGCUGAUGGAUGCUGCAUGAUUGAUCGUAGAAUGGGUGUUUACGGGUAUCCCAUCGAAAUUCAGGCUCUCUUCUUCAUGGCUUUAAGAUGUGCUUUGCUUCUUCUUAAGCACGAUGAUGAGGGGAAGGAGUUUAUUGAGCGCAUAUCAAAACGCCUUCAUGCCUUGAGCUAUCACAUGAGAAGUUACUUUUGGCUAGACUUUAAGCAGUUAAAUGACAUAUAUCGUUAUAAAACUGAAGAAUAUUCGCAUACAGCAGUCAACAAGUUCAAUGUGAUGCCAGAUUCUCUUCCGGACUGGGUUUUUGACUUUAUGCCAACUCGUGGUGGUUACUUUAUAGGGAAUGUCAGUCCUGCCAGAAUGGAUUUCCGUUGGUUUUGCUUGGGUAAUUGUGUAGCGAUUCUUUCGUCCUUGGCAACCCCUGAACAAUCUAUGGCAAUAAUGGAUCUAAUAGAAUCACGAUGGGAGGAAUUGGCAGGAGAAAUGCCACUAAAGGUCUGUUAUCCAGCAAUAGAAAAUCAUGAAUGGAAGAUUGUAACAGGCUGCGACCCGAAAAAUACUAGAUGGAGCUACCACAAUGGGGGAUCUUGGCCAGUGCUCUUAUGGCUUCUCACUGCUGCAUCCAUCAAGACUGGGAGGCCCCAGAUAGCUAGACGCGCCAUUGAACUUGCCGAGAGCAGGUUGCUGAAAGACAACUGGCCUGAGUACUACGAUGGGAAACUUGGUCGUUAUGUUGGGAAGCAAGCCCGUAAAUUCCAGACCUGGUCAGUUGCGGGGUACUUGGUAGCGAAGAUGAUGUUGGAAGACCCAUCUCAUUUGGGGAUGAUAGCGCUCGAGGAUGACAAACAGAUGAAGCCAGCAAUGAGGAGAUCAAAUUCGUGGACUUGCUAAUUCAACCGCGGUCAACCUAUGACCUAAGGAUGACCUAAUCGGCACAAGGGUUUGGUUCAGGGGUUAGGGGAGUAGAUGGAGGACCAACAACUUGAUGAAGUAGUGGCUUCUUGCUUAUUUAAAUAAGCUACUUGUAUGUAGUAUGCUUGUAAUAUGUCUUUUCCUAGUGCAAAACCUUCUAUUCUAAUUAACUAAUUCCUUCCCAUAUUUUGUCAUUACUUCCUUGAAGAGAUGAGAUUUGAUGCCAAGGACUUUUCCCAAACAAAUGCUUAAGCCACAUAAGCACUUUUA
Molecule: messenger RNA, 2341 nt
Organism: Malus domestica (apple)
Lineage: Eukaryota; Viridiplantae; Streptophyta; Magnoliopsida; Rosales; Rosaceae
Product: probable alkaline/neutral invertase B
Biological process (GO): sucrose catabolic process
Molecular function (GO): endo-alpha-N-acetylgalactosaminidase activity; sucrose alpha-glucosidase activity
Source: RefSeq, a predicted model, not a curated record